UAGAGGGAGUGACCCAAAACCGGCUUAAGGGAUGGGUUGGUGACUAGUGUGUUAUAUCACGACUAUUAUUAUCCACCAAACUCCAUAAAUACCCUCUUCUCCGAGAGGGCAUCGAUCGAGCACCUUUGUCUUUGCUCCAUUACCUGUACUAGUUUCAAACAGCAGGGCCACAUUGGAAUACGGCUUUUUGCAAUAUUGCCCAUGAAGCGAGGGUACACAGAAUCUCCAUCAACCUCUCUUGGUCCACCGCAUUCCAGAUUCAGACACAACCCAGAAGGUGAUUCACAAUUUCUAGAGGAUGAAAGCACAAAGAAUUUUGCCCGGAAAGUGGCCGACCAUUAUAGUGCCAGGACCAAUCAGACCUUGGAAGAACGAGAAGCAAGUCCAAUCAUUCAUUUGAAGAAACUAAACAACUGGAUUAAGAGUGUCCUCAUUCAGCUUUAUGCUCGCCGAGGGGAUGCUGUUCUUGAUCUUGCUUGUGGCAAGGGUGGUGAUCUAAUCAAAUGGGACAAGGCAAAGAUUGGAUACUAUGUUGGCAUCGAUAUUGCUGAAGGCUCGAUAGAAGACUGCCGUACACGCUAUAAUGGUGACGCAGACCAUCAUCAACGGCGCAAAAAGUUCACAUUUCCGGCUCGCCUUAUAUGUGGAGAUUGUUUUGAGGUUCCCUUGGACAGAGUUUUGGAAGAUGAUGCACCUUUCGAUAUUUGCAGUUGCCAGUUUGCUAUGCAUUACUCAUGGUCUACUGAGGCACGGGCACGACGUGCUUUGGCCAAUGUAUCAGCAUUACUUCGUCCAGGAGGCAUCUUCAUCGGAACGAUGCCAGAUGCCAAUGUUAUCAUCAAAAAGCUUAGAGAAGCUGAAGGGUUGGCCAUUGGUAAUAGCGUAUACUGGAUACGAUUUGAUGAAGACUUUUCUAAAAAGAAAUUUAAAACUUCUAGUCCCUUUGGUAUCAAGUACAAGUUCCACCUAGAGGAUGCUGUUGAUUGUCCUGAAUGGAUUGUCCCAUUUCAUGUCUUCAAAUCAUUGGCAGAAGAGUAUGAUUUGGAUCUGGUUUUAGUGAAGAACUCACAUGAAUUUGUGGAUGAGUACUUGAAAAAACCAGAAUUUGUUGAGCUUAUGCGGAGGCUAGGUGCUUUGGGUGAUGGAAACCAAGACCAGACCACAUUAUCACAAGAUGAAUGGGAGGUAGCUUAUCUGUAUUUGGCUUUUGUGUUGCGGAAGGUGACCACUGAACCCUUGUAUAAUAACCAUAUUAGUCUCUAUGUGAAAUUCUCUCCAUACUCCAUGUUUUGUAAUUCGAGGCUUUUGAAUGAAAUGCUGUGUUUGAUUUCAGCGAGGUCAACCAGACCGUACACAAGUGAAUGGCAGAAGAGAUAAAGGACAGAUGCAAAUAUCAAAGGAGGAUAUCAUGUACGUUGGCACUGGGGUUUAAACAAGAAUCAAAACCAGGUCCUUGUGUCUCCAUUUCCAAACUCAUAACAAUAACAGAGCCUGCUCCCUGAAGCAUGGAUCAGCCCACUUAGCCAAAUGGGAAACAUGUCAAGGUCACAAACUCAAGAUGGCUAUUCAAUUUUGUAGAAUCACAAUACCAGUUUACAGUUAUUUAUUUUGUAAUGUCUGGACAAGGAAUGCGAGAAUCAACCAACAGCGAAUGUGGUGGUUUACUUCACACCAUGCAGAAAAAGGAAAAGGAAAAAAAAAAUGAAUUUCUGUGUAUCUGUGGUUUGAUUGUCAUUUUAUGCCUGCGUACUUCAUUAACUUUCUCAGUUGGGAAAUAAGAGAUAGGCAGCUUCUGCUUCAUGGAUC
Molecule: messenger RNA, 1806 nt
Organism: Vitis vinifera (wine grape)
Lineage: Eukaryota; Viridiplantae; Streptophyta; Magnoliopsida; Vitales; Vitaceae
Product: mRNA cap guanine-N7 methyltransferase 1
Exons: 12
Coding region: 202-1377 (391 amino acids)
Biological process (GO): 7-methylguanosine mRNA capping
Cellular component (GO): nucleus
Molecular function (GO): mRNA 5'-cap (guanine-N7-)-methyltransferase activity
Source: RefSeq, a predicted model, not a curated record